AUGGAGCGCGGCGUGGCGGCGAACGUGUGGCGGCUCCGCGCGACCGGCGGCCACCGCGACCGCCGCCACUCGCCACCGCGGGAGGACUGCGACCGCGACAUGGUCGGGAAGAAGCGUGGAGGGCCGCGGCGGCUGGCGCUGUCCGAGGCGCGGGGGGCAUCGCUGGUGCUGCUGUACCUGCUGGCGCUGCGGGCUCUGGUGCACGUCUCGCACCGGCGGCUGCUGAGCCACCCGCCCGCCGCCGGGCCCCGAGACUUCAGUGCCCCCCGCGCCAGGGGAUAUCUUGACAACAUAACAGCAAUUGGGCCCAGACCAGCUGGAAGUCCAGAAAAUGAAGUCGUUGCAGUUAACUACCUCUUAGAACAAAUUAGGACAAUAGAAAGAGAAAGUACAGGUGCUCACAAGAUAUCUGUAAAUGUACAGAGGCCCACAGGCUCCUUCAGCAUUGACUUUUUGGGAGGCUUUACUAGUUACUAUGCAAACAUAACCAAUGUCGUAGUGAAGCUGGAACCCCGAAACGGAGCUGAGCAUGCAGUGUUAUCCAAUUGUCACUUUGAUUCUGUACCAAAUACCCCAGGUGCCAGUGAUGAUGCAGUUAGCUGCGCAGUGAUGCUUGAAAUACUUAAUACGCUUUCAAAAUCAUCAGAGCCCCUACAACAUGCUGUCAUAUUCUUAUUCAAUGGUGCAGAAGAAAAUAUUUUGCAGGCUAGUCAUGGCUUCAUUACACAACAUGAGUGGGCCAAGUCAAUUAGAGCUUUUAUUAACCUGGAGGCAGCAGGUGUAGGAGGAAGAGAACUUGUUUUUCAAACAGGACCUGAGAAUCCUUGGUUGGUGCAAGCAUAUGUAGUUGCAGCCAAACAUCCCUUUGCCUCUGUGGUAGCACAGGAAGUAUUUCAGAGUGGUAUUAUCCCAGCAGAUACAGACUUUCGUAUCUACAGGGACUUUGGCAACAUUCCAGGAAUAGAUUUGGCUUUUAUUGAAAAUGGCUACAUUUAUCAUACAGAAUAUGACACAUCAGACAGAAUUUUAACAGAUUCCAUUCAGAGAGCAGGUGACAAUAUUCUAGCUGUCCUGAAAUACCUAGCAACAUCAGAAAAGUUGGCUAAAUCCUUUGAGUAUCGACAUGGAAAUGUUGUGUUCUUUGAUGUACUUGGUUUAUUUGUCCUGGCUUAUCCGGCUCGUGUUGGCACUAUCAUGAACUAUAUUACAGCAGUUAUUGCUUUUUUUUAUCUAAGCAAGAAAGUAAUACAGCCCAAAACCAGAGCUGUACAUAACCUGAAGAAAUUCUUCACUGCAUUUGGCUUAACAUUGAUAAGUUGGAUCUGCACACUGGUGACAGUCAUUAUAGUGGCAGUGUUUGUCUCUGUCAUUGGACGGUCUCUUUCUUGGUACACCUACUUUUAUGUUUCUGUGUUUCUGUAUGGCACUUCAGCUGCGGCUAAUCUCAUUCUUGUGCAUACACUAGCCAAGAAGUUCUUCUACAAGAAUAUGAAUGAGCAGUACCUGGGAGAUCUUUUUUUUGACGCCUCUCUGAUGAUUUGGUCUAUAGCAUUGGCUGUGAUUACUCAGAUUGGCCUUUGUUCUGCGUUCAUUUGUACCUUAUGGGUAGCAUUUCCUUUACUUACAAAGCUGGUGAUCCAUAAAGAACUCAGCCAAAAAGGUGCCACAAUGAAGUUUGUCACAAUGUACAUGCUUGGAAUGUUUGUUCCCUAUGUGUACAUGAUGUAUCUAAGUUGGACAGUGUUUGAAAUGUUUACACCUAUCAUGGGACGAAGUGGUUCAGAAAUUCUACCAGAUGUAGUGCUGGCAGGAUUUAUUGUGGUCAUGACUACGAUUCUGUCAUCCUAUUUUAUUAACUUCAUUUACCUUGUCAAAAGCACAAAAACGACGCUAGUAACUUUAACUGCUGUGUUUGUAGUCACUCUGAUUCUCGUUUGUAGUGGAAUCUUCUUUCCUUACAGUUCUGAUGCAGCUAAUCCAAGGCCUAAGCGUGUCUUUCUCCAGCACAUGAGCAGAAGAUUUCAUGAUCUAGAUGGAAAUGUGGUUAAGAGUGACUCCGGUAUAUGGAUUAAUGGAUUUGAUUAUAAUGGCAUGUCUCACAUAACUCCCCAUGUACCUGAAAUCAAUGACACCAUUAGAACUCCAUGUGAGGAGCAGGCACCUUUCUGUGGCUUUCCUUGGAUUCUGCCAGUGCAUUUCAUGUUCCGGAAAAACUGGUACCUUCCUGCUCCAGAAAUUAUUCUGAGAAGCCCAAUUCACUUCAAAGUUCUGUCCAGGGAGCUGAUGCCCCAGAACUCCAUAAAGUUAACCUUUGAAGCAUCUGGUCCCAGUCACAUGUCUCUCUAUGUUCGGCCACACGAGGGCUCAACUCUCUCAACCUGGUCUUUGGGGAACGGUGUGCCAGUUCCUAGCUUAGGAGGAGACUACUUUGUGUUUUACUCCCAUGGGCUGCAGGCGACACCAUGGCACUUUUGGGUGGAGCUGACGGCCCCAGAAAAACAUUCUGAUGGAAUAGUCUCCCUUGCCAUAGCAGCACAUUACUUUUUUGGGGAAGAUCAAAAGUCCCCUCAACUCCAUGCCUUACUGGAGAGGUUUCCAAACUGGACAUUUCCUUCUGGUUGGUCCUGCACUUACGACCUGUUUGUCUUUUAAUGUUGACAGUAACACAGCGCUAAUAGGGUAAUCUCUCUGAUGCAGAAUUCUGUUGCAGCAAACACUUUCUAAGAAGAUGGCAGAGACUUUCACAAGAAUUUCAAGUGCUUUGGCGGCAAAUGGUGUUUCUUUGGCAAUUUGACUAUUUAAAGACUACUGCUGUCUUGGGGAUAUAGUGACACUUUGUGUCAAUGUGAAUACAGCUCACCUUGGUUCUUCCACUGAAAUGGCAGUUUGUCUAGUUGUUUUCUUACAAUGAAAACUGCAAUUGAGGAGGUAAUGUUAGCACAAUAUGAGGGUGGCAAUUGUAAUGAAAGAGCCUCAUGGAAUUAUUUUGAUAUUAUGUAAAAUAUGCCAUACUUCACGCACAUGUGGGGACUGUUACCUGCCAGUCCUAUCCGUCCCAUUAAAUCAAGAUCUUCAGCUAAAAGAUGUUUGUCCACAUAGGGUGGCAGCAGAGGUGGCAAAGUCCUAAACAUUACUUUUGUCACUGGAUGAAGUCACUGAAAGCUAUGAUGCUCGUGCAGAUUGCAUUUCCAGUCCCUGGCAAAUACACAAUGCAGGAGAAUCGGUGUUAUGAUGAAAUGUAGUAGUUAUUUAUCUAGAUUAUCUUUUCAAGUAAGAUAAUUUUUAACCUUUCUGUUAAAAAACAUAGUCCCUAUCCUUUUGCCUGUCUCUUCAGUGUUAGAACUUGAGUAAGUUUGACUUAACUAUCAUCUUAAAGUUUUGUUCCUGUUGGGACUUUCAGUAUCAGCAUAAAAGCAUGGGACUUGCUCUCUUUAUGUAAGAGUGCUAAGUCCCUGUGCCUCUACGUGGAUGUCUUAUAGUUAAUUUACUCUAAAUUUCAAGUUACCUUCUAACUUAUUACAAUUGGCUAAUUUUUGGAAUCAUCUCCUCUGAAGAGACUUUUAUUUGGUAAAGUAACAGACAGUACUGCACUUUGCUAAUACAUGUAACUGUUUCUUAAAAUAAGGCUUGCUUUCCAUAAGGAAAAAUACCUAGAAGAGUCAUCUUUAAAAAGAUGUUUAGUAUCUUUGGUUUGCUCUUGCAUUAUUUCCACAGGUGGGUUUUAUAAAUGACUGAUAUAGAGUCUCUGCUUUGUUUUUGUUUUUUUUUUUUAUUAUUUUUACUCCCAGGUCUUAGUUAAUGUUAGUUCCUGGAAUUCAAAGAACUCUGUGUACCUGAAGAAACCUCUUCAUGCUUUUUUCCAAACUACAUGAGACAUCAAUACUGCGCUAAAAAUUACUCAGAUCAGUAUUUUGUUAAUCUCAUGAGUAUUUCCAAAUCGCAUGCAAAACAGAUUUUGUGCAUGCAUCAUCAUUUUGAGUAAAAGCAUGAUAAUUUUGGGAAGCUUGCAGGGCAUGUGAAAGAAAAUUGUGACACUAGUUUGUGUGAGGUUUGGUGGACAGCAGUUCCCUGAUCAGGUGUUUUCUUUCAAACUGUUCUGUAGUUGUGUAUGAUGGUGACAAGAACCAGUUUCUUUGUUGCAAGGUACAUUCACAAAGACUGUCAACUGCCUCAUGGACUAGGGUAAGAGGUUUGAUUACUGUAGUCAUAAUGAACUGGUCUCUGUAUCUGAAAACCAGUGGGUCUUCCCACAUUAACAUGAGUGUUAAUCGUCACUCGAUUGUAUCCAGUUUGUAACUACAAUCCCUGUAUUACACUUUGUUGCUGAAAACCAAGAGUUUUAGUUCAUUACUCUUGGGUCUUGAAUCUCAACAAAUGUUUUGUACUGUACUCUAGCUGAUGCACAGCUAGUUAACUAAAGUUGCACUGGUAAUUACUGCCUUCCUCAGUUGUGAGUUUGGUGUUUUGAAACUGAUUUAAUGGGAAAUGUGCUGUGUGAAGGAAUCAUACUGCAAGCCAAAAAUAUAAAAUGCCACGACAGCCUGUUAGCAAUUUCUGAAACUUCAGUGAAGCAAUAACUUUUGUUAACUCAGGAUUUAACCCUUAUUAAAUAAUUUAAUGAUGAGUUUAUUCAACAUUUCUGUCUCUGUAAAUAAAAAUGAAACUUAUUGAAUGAUA
Melopsittacus undulatus (budgerigar) is the source of this 4677-nucleotide messenger RNA. RefSeq names its product endoplasmic reticulum metallopeptidase 1 (gene ERMP1). The record is from RefSeq and is a predicted model, not a curated record. Gene Ontology annotation, molecular function: metalloexopeptidase activity. NCBI's taxonomy places the organism in Eukaryota, Metazoa, Chordata, Aves, Psittaciformes, Psittaculidae. The transcript is spliced from 15 exons. Gene Ontology annotation, biological process: proteolysis. Bases 1 to 2652 code for a protein of 883 amino acids.